Messenger RNA from Prunus armeniaca (apricot), 1167 nucleotides. Lineage: Eukaryota; Viridiplantae; Streptophyta; Magnoliopsida; Rosales; Rosaceae. The record is from the annotation of a GenBank genome assembly.
AUGAUUCUCCACAUUCUCACCAAAUACAGGAAGUUCAAGUCUGCAGAGUCUAUUUUGAGAAAGGUUCUUGUCUCGGGUUCGAUAGAUUUGCCUUCCAAGUUGUUUGAAGCAAUAUUGUAUUCGUACCGCUUGUGUGAUUCUUCUCCUCGUGUUUUCGAUUCUCUUUUCAAGACUUUUGCGCAUAUGAAGAAAUUUAGGAAUGCCACAAAUACAUUUUGUCAGAUGAAGGAUUAUGGAUUCUUCCCAACACUUGAGUCUUGCAAUGCAUAUCUUAGCUCAUUGCUUGAUUUACAUAGAGCUGAUAUUGCUUUGGUAUUCUAUAGAGAAAUGCAGCGUUGUAGGAUUUCACCGAAUGUUUAUACUCUUAAUAUGGUUAUAUCUGCUUAUUGUAAAUUGGGAAAAUUAGAGAACGCUGUUGAGGUCCUUGAGAAGAUGGACAGCAUGGGUUUUAGUCCUACAGUUGUAUCAUAUAACACGCUGAUUGCAGGACACUGUGAUAAGGGUCUUCUGAGUUCGGCUUUGAAGUUCAAAAACUUGAUGGCGAAGAAUGGAUUGCACCCGAGUGUGGUUACUUUUAACUCACUUAUUGAUGGGUUUUGCAAAGAAGGAAAACUAAAGGAAGCAAACAGAAUUUUUAGUGAGAUGAAAGCCGUGAAUGUUGCUCCUGAUACUGUAACUUACAAUACUUUGAUAAAAGGGUACAGCCAAGAAGGUAAUAGCGAGAUGGGCAAUAGGGAGGGUAAAACAAAGAAAGCUGCACAUCUGGUUAAAGAACUUGAUAGAAAGCGCUUUGUCCCAAAUGCCUCAACCUUUUCUGCCCUUAUUGAGGGGCAGUGUGUGAGAAAGAACUCGGACCAUGCCUUCAAGUUAUGUAAAAGCAUGAUAAGGAGUGGUUAUCAUCCCGAUAAGCAUACUUUUAACAUGCUGAUAUCUAGCUUCUGCAAUAACAGGGAUUUUGAUGGAGCAGUUGAAGUCUUGAAAGAAAUGUUUGAGAGAUCUUUUGCUCUUGAUUCAAGCAUCUUAUCUGAUUUAUGUCUAGAACUAUGCAGAUGCAGGAACGAGAAAAUGGUAAAAUGGUUAUGCAGUGAGAUGGAAGUUAGACGCCUCAUCCCUCAAGGUUUUGACAUGGCAAAAAUUCUCUCCCCUGUAGUAGUGGAAGAAAACUGA